Oncorhynchus gorbuscha (pink salmon) is the source of this 306-nucleotide messenger RNA. RefSeq names its product iron-sulfur cluster assembly 1 homolog, mitochondrial-like. The transcript has 3 exons. Gene Ontology annotation, biological process: iron-sulfur cluster assembly. Gene Ontology annotation, molecular function: 2 iron, 2 sulfur cluster binding. Lineage: Eukaryota; Metazoa; Chordata; Actinopteri; Salmoniformes; Salmonidae. Gene Ontology annotation, cellular component: cytoplasm; mitochondrion. The coding region runs from base 16 to 282 and encodes 88 amino acids. The record is from RefSeq and is a predicted model, not a curated record.
AUCUGUGGUUCAGUCAUGUCUGCCUCCAUGGUGGCUAGGGCGACCGUCCGAGCAGUCAGUAAAAGAAAGAUAUUAGCCACUAGAGCGGCUUUAACGCUGACUCCAUCUGCUGUGAAUAGGAUCAGGAACUUACUGGAGGAUAAACCAGAAUACAUUGGUCUGAAGGUGGGUGUGAGGACAAGGGGCUGUAACGGUAUGACCUACACUCUGGAUUUCACCAAGCAGAAGGAUCAGGCUGACGAGGAGGUGCUGCAGGACGGUGAGCAAACACCAUUAUCCUAAAUUACAUUAUCCUACCGUUAUCCU